Ruditapes philippinarum (Manila clam) is the source of this 6272-nucleotide messenger RNA. RefSeq names its product serine palmitoyltransferase 2-like. The transcript has 13 exons. Gene Ontology annotation, cellular component: serine palmitoyltransferase complex. Lineage: Eukaryota; Metazoa; Mollusca; Bivalvia; Venerida; Veneridae. Gene Ontology annotation, biological process: ceramide biosynthetic process; sphingosine biosynthetic process. Gene Ontology annotation, molecular function: serine C-palmitoyltransferase activity; pyridoxal phosphate binding. The coding region runs from base 1057 to 2679 and encodes 540 amino acids. The record is from RefSeq and is a predicted model, not a curated record.
CGUGUUUAAGUUAUGAAACGGCACCUAUUUUGUAACAUGUCUUAAUUUUAUUGUAUAACUAAUUUGAAGACAAUAGUUUAAAUAGUUUGGACUUUGAAUGGGAUAUAGUGCACCGGUAUCAGAUAACCCCCGAAAUGUAUUAAACUGUUCGUACGACCCAGACCUGGCAGCCGAUAACAUUAAGUCAUGUUUUCAACUCAUGGCUACAUGUGAAAUUGAUUAUUGCUAAAAUAAUGCCAAAUGGAAUAUAAGUUACUAACCUAUCCAGUACUAUUUGUGUAACUGAACGCGUACCGAUCUCAUUUUGUUGUUUAUUGUGUCAUUCGGAUAAGAGUUAACAGGCUUUUUCCAUUGAAGCUGAAAAUAUAGCUAAUGUAUUGGAGUAAUUAGAUAAUUAGAAAAAUCUGAAUAAUGAGCAAAAAUAACCGACGUUAUUUUAAUUUUUUGUCGUCUGCUAUUUACGUUUGCUCUAUUUCCUCUUGAUUGGAGCCAUUCGCGUAUUUGAAUACAUGGAUAUAAUGGUAUUUCUUGGUGUCGUUUGGUUUACUAUUUAAACAAAUCGGCUUCAUUUCAAUUUAAUCUCUUAUGAAAUUAUUUCAAUUUCGAUUGUUAUUCCCUCUAGAAUGUCGAUAAUUUUUUUUCAAAUCUUGAAAAAGUGUACAUAUAAAGUGUAAAUAAAUGACAAGUUUAAUAGCUAAGCUUAGGAAAUAUCAGGUGCUUUAACCGUGUGCUGUCAGCACAUAUCAGGUGAUCAUUGGGAAAAAUACAGGUGUAUUUAAAACAUAUAACAAGACAGAACUUUAUUGGUUUUGACCGUCAGUAAAAGAUUGACCGGAUUUGUAUGUACUGAAGCGUUUAUGGGCCAUCUUAAGUCAACAGUGUCGUGAUUGUAAAUUAAAAUUCAACAUAGUAUGUCUGCCUUUGAAACUGUCAUAUCAUAUAUUGAAAUCUGAAAAUCGAGUGUAUAUUUCAACGGGUAACUGUGCAGUGUUGUGUGAAAAAGUUAUUAGUGGAUCUUAAGGAAGGUUAAAUAAGGGAAGGUAAAAAAAUAGUGUGAUGAUGCAGGGGCGGUUUCGUUUGAAGUUGAAGAAAUUCUUAAAUGUUGUGAAUUGUUCCACAAAAAUAUCAGUUGGAUAUGGCCAGAAACAUCCGCCGGCGAGUGACUGGAGAAAGACAUGGUGGGAAUCUUUUGAGGAGACGCCAUUGUAUGCGGCUAUCUGGACGUACCUCGGAUAUGGGAUGCUGGUCAUAGUCGGCUACAUACGAGACUUUCUCCGGAACGUAGGGAUAGAAAAACAAAAGUCAUGUACGGAGCCAAGAUUACCGGGGUUUGUACCUCUUUAUCAAAGUUGGGAGAACUUUUACACCCGGAAUUUAUACCGUCGUGUUCGAGACUGUUGGAACCGUCCGAUAUGUAGCGUGGCUGGAGAGUACAUGGACGUCAUGGACCGGACUUCGCCGGAUUCAGGAUGGAACUUUGAAUUAUCUGACAAAAAGCACCACGUUAUGAACUUUGGGUCGUACAAUUACCUUGGGUUCGCCGACAACAAAGGACCAUGCAAGGACGCAGCGGAAGAAACCACGCGGAAAUAUGGGAUAUCAACGUGCGGCAGCCGACAGGAACUGGGGUACCUCGAUAUACACCGAGAAUUGGAGGAUCUUAUAGCCCAGUUUCUGGGCGUAGAAGCGGCCAUGACAGUUCCUAUGGGCUUCGCCACAAAUUCCAUGAAUAUGCCAUGUUUAGUCAGUAAAGGAUGUCUUAUUUUAAGUGACGAGUUAAACCACGCAUCUUUAGUCUUAGGAAGUCGUUUAACAGGGGCCACGAUACGAACAUAUAAACAUAAUGAUAUGGCUGAUUUAGAGAAGAAAUUGAAAACAUUAAUCGUUCAUGGUCAGCCUAGAAGUCAUAGACAGUGGAAGAAAAUACUUAUAGUUGUAGAAGGCGUUUAUAGUAUGGAGGGGUCUAUAGCUUGUUUACCAGAGAUUUUACGAUUAAAGAAGAAAUAUAAGGCUUAUGUUUAUUUGGAUGAAGCUCACAGUAUAGGUGCCGUAGGAAAUAAGGGGCGUGGUAUUGUCGAUUAUUUUGGACUAGACCCCAAGGAUAUAGAUAUUAGAAUGGGAACUUUUACAAAAAGUUUUGGCUCAGCCGGCGGAUAUAUAGGUGGAUCUAAAAAAUUGAUAAAUCACUUACGAUGUCACUCACACGCCUCCAUAUAUAGUCCAACAAUGCCACCACCGGUUGCUCAACAAGUUAUAUCAUCCAUGAGAAUUAUUAUGGGCUUAGAUGGAACUAAUCAAGGUGUUGGAAGAAUACAACAAUUGAAGGACAAUAUACGAUAUUUUAGACGGAGGCUUCAUGAAAAAGGUUUCAUAAUCUACGGAAAUAAAGAUUCCCCUGUAGUUCCUAUUCUCAUCUAUUAUCCAUCAAAAACUGUAGCUUUUAGUAGAGAAUGUUUAAAACGUGGACUAGGAACUGUUGUUGUCGGUUUCCCGGCAACCUCUAUCAUAGAAUCACGUGCCAGAAUAUGCCUGUCGGCUGCUCACACGCCGGAAAUGGUUGACAAGGCCUUAGACAUUAUUGAUGAGGUAGGAGAUUUAUUACGUAUCAAAUAUUCUCAUUUGGAGUUACCCCAGUGGUGCGAAGAUGACACCAAUGCCAACGAUCUUAUACAGGACUAGAAGAGAUUUUCAACAUUCCAAGAUCUGACAUCCAAAAACAGGGUAUCGAGAUUUUCCAAAAUGACAGAACACACUAUGUGAAUAGUUCAUGUGCUCUUAUUGUAUAACAAUCAUGCAGUACUUCCUGUAAUGAAGUCUACAAUCAUAAAACAAAUGUUCAUCACAUGGUUUUAACCACAUGAUUCAGGUGUGAAAUGUCACAAAUGUACACAUGACUGUAUUGGUGUUUUAUAUAGAUAAUUGCCUCUAAAAAUAGAAACCAUUGACAAGAACCGAACACCAUAAAUUAAAUUCUGGAUUGCACAUUUGAUGGAACACUAAAAAAUCAAAUUCUGACUGAAACAUUUGAUGGAUAUAUGACAAUUACAUGUGCCUAGACUUUUUUGCAACAAUCUCUUCACUGUUGAUGAAUAUGGUUUUAAUCUGUCUUAAAAAUGCUUUUUAUCUUUCUUGGAGGGAAAAUACAUGUAUAUGUUGUCAACUUAGCGCAGUAACAGGUUAACUCUUUAUAUAUUUUAUUAGGAGAUAGCCCAUUACUGCACUAAGGUGAUUAUGUAUUGUACUGGAUGCAAAAUGCAACAACUACUUAGACCCAAGGAAAUACCAAUGGAACAAUUAUUAUAUAAAAUUUUGCUCUUUAUAAUUGUAUGCAAAAUAUAAGAAAAUUUUAUGCCAAAAAUAUCAAGUUUUAAAAGUAAUUACUUAUUUGCCACUCAAAUGUUUACUAAUAAAUUAUGCACAAAUAAUUUUUCAAGUAUAUUAUACAGUUUAACGAAUAUGUCCCAACUUACACAAGACACUAUACUUUUAUAUAUCAAUUUUAUUUUUAUGCACCUUUACCAUGUUUUUAAUGGUAAAAAUAUAGAGAAUUCCAUUUUAUUUUGUAGUUUCUUGAGUACAUAUUCAAGAUAAAUAAAAGUUAGUCAGUCUUUAUUUCUAUGGAAUAAUGUACUAUAUUUAUUGCUUCAGUUAUAGCACAGUACAGACAACACAACUAUACAAUAUCUAAAGAUAUUGACCUGCACUUUUUUAAUGCCUAUUUAUCAUUGGUCAUACUGUAUAUAGUGACCAUAAAAAUAUGAAUGAGUGCAAUAUAUAGGAUUUUUAAAUCUCAUCUUAUUAUGCUCAAUCACUGAUGCUAAAAUUAACACAUAACCUGUUGGAACAAAAAGUGAUGAGCCUUUGCCACCAGUAUAGAGCCAGGCCAGCCUGCACAUCCGUGCAGUCUGACCAGGCUCUAUACUAUUGGCAGCUCAAUUUUUAUAUUCUGAUAUUGAAAUCCCUUAAACUUUGAAAUGGUCUGUUCCAAAUUCAAAGCUGGACAGAUCCAUUAUAGAAAUAUAAGGGUUAAGGGUAAAAAGUUCAGUCCAACCAUCAUUAAUAUCAGUGGGAUUUGAUCAUUUUGAUUCUUUAAAUCAAACUUUUGUUGAAUUUAACCCUUAACCAACUGAAUUUGUGUAAUGGACUUGUCCUAUUUUGAAUUUGGAACAGUCCAUUUAAAUUUUAUGGGAUUUUAAUAAAAAACAUAUGAAAAAUUUAACUUCCAACUGAAUAGAGCCUGAUCAGUCUGCAUGGAUGUGCAGGCUGGCAUGACUCUAUUCUGGUGGCAAAGGCUUCACUUUCAGGUCCAGCUAGCAGGUUAAGGGUGAAAACAAUGAUUAUUAAAUUGAAUUUAAACAAAAUCAACAAUAUUAUGAUUUAUGAUUAAGAUUUUUACCAUAGAUUCUAAAAGCUAAGUCCAUUUUAGCAUACAUGUAUCAUAUUUUUUUCCUUUUUUUAAAAAAUCUCAUUCUGUAGUUUAUCUAUAAAUAUUUGGAAACAGUAACAAGAUAUGUAAAAACAUAAUUUGUUAUGAAAAAUAAAUAUUUCUGAGGCUUAAUGGGCCUUUAAUAAAAUUACAUUCUUAAAAUAUGAACUAAAUAAAUAUUAAAAGUGUGUGAUUUUGUCAUGUACACAUGAGCUUCAUAUUGAACUAACUUAUCAGUGUUAAGGGGGCAAUGACUGGACUAUCAAUUGUUCAUAUUUUUAUUUGUUUGCAUUCAAUCUCUCAUUUGUUUGAUUAAAGAUUUGAUAAGAUAAAACAAUUAUAAAGUAAAGCUUACUGCUUUGUACUUUUUAAAGUUUUAAAUAUUUUUCCCCACUUCUACCUUACAACAGUUAGUUGUGACCCUUGCCCCUUAUCUCCAGGUAGUAGAGAAGAAUGGGAGGGAAUUUAGCCAAGUUUGAAUCUGUUGUCUGUCCCCGCACUGCCUGGUCAAUGUGGUGGCUUUAUUUUGGUGCCAAAAAGGCAAUAUAGCAGGGAAUAUCUUUAACUUGCAGGGGUGGCAGUAUUCGGUGGGAAUGAUCCGAUAGCCCAACAUGGAAGCACCUUGACCGCGUUAUUCAAUAAUCCAAAACUAAAAUUGAAUUAUGGACUGCUUGGUUACUUUGUUAAUUUUUAUAUAAUUUUAUGAGUUAGUUUGAGAAAAUGAAAAUUAUAAGCAGCCACUAAAUAGUAGUGUCUAGUCAGACUGCAAAAAGCAGACUGGUAUAAAACUCCAUACUGGUGCCCUGGCUCAUAAUUACUAAGUAUUCGUCAAGUUAUCAUCUCUCCAGAAUUAUUACAGUAUUACAUUAUGAUAAUUAUUACUUUUGAGCUUUUGAUUUAUUAUACCUGUAUCAAAAACUGCCACAGCACAUGGUGUCAAAAACAGUGUCAUUUUUACCAUGAUCUGAUGAUCAUCAUGAUCCAUGCGUCAAAUGACAAAGAUUAUAGUCCAGGUCGUUGAAAUGCUCAUUGCAUCAUAUAAUGGAUAUGUUUAAAUGGUACUACUUUUUAUCAUUUUCAGCCUCAAAUGUCAGAAAACAGGAUAUCAUACGGCUCAUGAAUCACUAUAUCAUAUCUCUUAAAUCAUGUACCAUAUCUCAAUUGUUUUAAAAAGUACAUUUUUAGUAACAAUGAAGAUUUGAUGUCAAAGUCUUCAAACAUUCAACUUGUGAUCCUUGCAUUUAUUCACACUGUGAUAAGAUAACACAUAUCUAUUAACCUUUACCCCAACUAAUUUUGUAUAAUGGACUCACCCAGUUUUGAAUUUGGACCAGUCCAUUUGUAGUUUUAGGAAAUACAAUGUUUUAAUUGUAGUUAUAUUGUAAAAAGCCUUAAAAAUGUUUCAGGUAGAAUAAUAAAUUCUUUAAUAAUUAAUAACGAUACAGAGCCCGGUCAAACUGCGCAGACUGAAAGACGAGCAGAUUGGCCUGGCUCUAUAUUAAAAGCAGACGCCUUUAUAUCGUAAGGCGAAUAAUUAUCAUUGUGUAAGAUAACAUUAUCAUUUAAUCUACGUAUCACUUAGGAAGCUUAUAUAACCGUCACUAUCAGGUUGUACGUUGAGCAUUGUACAAUUACCUACGUCAAGAUCAAAAUCUGAUUCGCUACGGUGAUAACAUGACAUAGUUUAUGACUUUAAUGUCAAGGUCACCGAACGUCAUUUUUUUGACAAAAAUAAUCCCUUAGAAACCGUCUUACAAAAUGAAAGUUAUUGAAGCCAAAAUUAGUCAACUUACUUUAUAGAACAAUUCAUUCAAAAUUCAGUAAACUAAUUCAGUUUUUUUUUUAU